This is a messenger RNA of Gadus morhua (Atlantic cod), 2853 nucleotides long. RefSeq names its product serine/threonine-protein kinase N2. Lineage: Eukaryota; Metazoa; Chordata; Actinopteri; Gadiformes; Gadidae. Bases 393 to 2540 code for a protein of 715 amino acids. Gene Ontology annotation, molecular function: protein serine/threonine kinase activity; ATP binding. Gene Ontology annotation, biological process: protein phosphorylation. The transcript is spliced from 20 exons. The record is from RefSeq and is a predicted model, not a curated record.
ACAGAGGAGAGAGGAGGAUGCGGAGCGGGCUGCAGUAUAGGACACACAAACAAACCAGGCAACACAUCACUGAUCCGGUGCCCAAGAUGUAGAGCACUCCGCUUGAGCGUGUUCAACAACAUCCCGGGACCGCAUCCACAUAACGGUACAGCAGACCAUAGCGGGACAGCAGACCGCGGGAGAGCAGACCAUAGCGGGACAGCUAGCGGGACAGCAGACCGAGGGAGAGCAGACCAUAGCGGGACAGCUAGCGGGACAGCAGACCGAGGGAGAGCAGACCGCGGGACAGUAGACCUGGACUCUUUCUAGGCGGGUGAAGAAGGCUCCUUCCGGGCAGCAUGACGAGUUAGUUGUCCUUCAGUCAGAGCCGCAGCGGUGGUUCCCUGGUCGUGAUGUUGUCCAGCGCUCAGCAGAUGCUGCAGGAGAGCCGGUCCAAGAUCGAGUCACUCCGGCUCCAGAUCCUAAAGGCUGCCCAGAGCGGAGAGACAGAAGAGGGGAACCUCUCCCCUCAGACAGAUGUUUCCCGGCGGACAGAGCUCCAGCAUUACAUCCAGAGAGAGAGCGAUGCCCUGGCCCUGGCCACCGACAUCGCCUCUAGCCUGCAGGACCUCAAGAACAUGGAGCCCUCAGCCUCUACUGAGGCGCUGGUGAGGGUCUGUGACACAACCCGUCGGCUGGAGCUCCUGAAGACGUCCCUGGACCGGUGCCAGGAGGAGCCCAGAGACCAUGUUCCCUCAGUGCCUCCUUCUACAGAGCAUGCCUCCCUCAGCUUCUCGCCCUCCACGCUCCUCACAAAACCAGCCUGCUUAACCGGCAAACUUGAAGUACAGCUUCUCGGCUGUGAAGAUCUGCUGGAGUCUCUGACAGGAACGGGAUUGCCCCUGACUUCCUGUAAAGUCGAGGUUAGUGCUGAGCUGAAGCUGGAUGGAAGGCUGGUGGGUCGGAGCCGCUGGGGCCCCCCGGGGAGACGGACCUGGGACCAGACCUUCUGCUGCCACCUGGACCGGUCCCGGGAGCUGGAGGUGGAGGUGUGCUGGCGGGACCAACGAGGGCUGUGUGGCGUCCGCUUCCUCCGCCUCGGGGAGCUGAUGGAGGGAACCGACCAAUCACAGAUCUUCAGGCUGGAGCCUCAGGGGGUCCUGUUUGCUACGAUGACCUUCGAUGAGGUCGUCGUGGAACACCCGGCCAAGCUGAGACGUCAGCGAUGCAUCUUCACCAAGGAGAGAGGGAAGAACUUCCUGCGCGCCGCCCAGAUGAACAUGAACUUCUCCACCUGGGGUCACCUGAUCAUGAGAGUCCUUCCUCACUACAGCUCCUUUGCGACCUCUGACUGUGCGCCCCACCAAUUCCAUGAGACAGAGAAGGAGCCUGAAACCACCAGCUUACUGCCCAGCGAUGUAGCGCUGACCAGGCUGAGGGCGGACGAGGAGCCGGGGAAAUCAAACCACAUCGUACCACAGGAGACACCCAACAGCAACACGGAAACCCAGUUGUGCGACAAACCAACCGAAGAGAAUGACAGACCUUCUACCAAGUUGCAGAUGGAAGAGUUUAACUACGUCUCGGUCCUGGGCAGAGGUCACUUUGGGAAGGUGCUGCUUGCGGAGUUCCGCAAGACGGGGAAACUUUACGCUGUGAAAGCCCUGAAAAAGUGCGACAUCGUGUCCCGGGAUGAGGUGGACAGCCUGAUGGCUGAGCGGAGGAUCUUGGAGCUGGUCCGGAGGUCCCAGCACCCCUUCCUGGUGCAGGUCCAGGGCUGCUUCCAGACCCACGAUCACGUCUGUUUCGUCAUGGACUACUCCCCUGGAGGAGACCUCAUGAUCCACAUCCACCAGCACCCUUUCAGCCUGGACCAGACCCGCUUCUACUCUGCUUGUGUGGUUCUUGGUUUAGAGUUUCUUCACCAGAAUAAAAUAAUCUACAGGGACUUGAAGCUGGACAACCUCCUAAUGGAUGCUGAUGGCUUUGUCAGAAUCACCGAUUUUGGCCUCUGCAAAGAAGGUAGUACAAGUAUGGGUCAUGGGGAUCGAACAUCCACCUUCUGCGGUACACCAGAGUUCCUGGCCCCCGAGGUUCUUACGGACGACGACUACACCCGCGCCAUCGACUGGUGGGGGAUGGGCGUCCUCAUCUUCCAGAUGCUGGUCGGAGAGUCCCCAUUCCCUGGUGAAGAAGAGGAGGAGGUGUUUGACAGCAUCGUGAAUGAAGAAGUGCAGUACCCGGCCACGCUGGCCCCCAACGCCGUCCACAUCAUGAAGAAGUUGCUGAAGAAGAAUCCAGUAAAGAGACUGGGAGGGGGAGAGGGAGACGCUGAGGACGUGAAAGAGGACACCUUCUACCAGAGUGUGGACUGGGCGUGUCUCUUGACCAAGACCCUGCCCCCUCCCUUCCUGCCCAAGAUCAGUGCUCCGUGUGAUGUGAGUAACUUUGACAGCGACUUCACAUGUCUGCAGCCUGUCCUGUCGCCCCUGGCAACGCCCCUCUCCCCACGACAACAGAACAUCUUCCAGGGCUUCGACUACUCCGCCCUCCACAGCUGAGAGAGGGAUGACUACAAUAAUAACCAGUACUACUGUAAUACUACUAACCAGUGCUACAUAUACACCUUCAUGGACAGGAGUAUUACUGCAAUACUAACCAGUACAACUUAAUACUCCUUAAUGGACAGGAGGAGUAUUACCGUAAUACUAACCAGUAUAACUAAUACAACUUAAUGGACAGGGAUACAACUGUAUAACGACAGUACUAAUACACCUGGAGUAGAAAGUAGUACUACCAUGUUAAAAAACAGUACUACAAUACUAAUACAGCUUUGUGAAAGUAGGUCAACAGAACAAACCACUAUAUAUAUAU